AACUUCUGAUUUGAACGGACCGAUAGGCGGUCGGUCGGUCGGCAGGCAGGCAGGCAGAGUGCGUGGACCACAACAGCCUCAAAGGUGAGGAGCUCCAGAGGUUUUCUGCUCCGAAGUCUUCACAGCCGCUGCGUUGAAUCUUUGACUGUCUUUGAACGCCGGUGACUGACCAGCGAGAGCGUUAUUUUCCCUCCGGAGAAACGCCGACAAGGUGGACGCUGAUAAAGCUGUAGGGAAACCUCCUCUGACGACAGUCACACAAGUAGGGGAAACAGAGGCACCGGAUUAAAGGAAGUCGUAUCCUGGUCAUUGUUCAUCUCUGCUGGAUGGAGUCUCCUCUCUGAUCUGAAGGAAACUUUUACUACUUGAAGUUGGGAAAGCUGUCAUCUGUGUGCCGGUCUCCUUAGAGCCUACAGCAAGUGUCAACUGUAGUUCUGUGGCAUCGAGACGACACUAAUAUCGUCAGUAAUUUGUGUGGACAAGAGACAAAGGCACCUGCAGUCAAAGGACAGCCUCAUAAAAACUGAGGCCUGCUUUCCUUGCUACCUAUCCCCUUUUUCUCUGCACUAUUUUUCUCAGUUAAUGAGCUGAUACCAUCCAAUCUGAACUGACCUCUUCUUGCAUGGUUGCAAUGUGGACUGCUUUCUAGACAUUUGAGCUGUGAACGUUCACCAUCAACACAUUUCUUUUCAUCAAGUUCAACCCUAAGCACCAAAUGUGUCCGUGAGACUCAUCACUUCACUCAGUGGGCAUUAUGUUAACCCUAAUCUAAACCAACAGCACACCUGUCCCUCCCAUCGCCCCUCCCCACACCCUUUCCCAUCUCCAUCAUGACCAGUCUGAAGCGUUCUCAGACAGAGCGCUCGGUUGGUGGCUCAGUGCCGGCUACUGAUGAGUUCUAUACCCGCCGCUUGCGUCUGCCAAAUGGAGGUGCACCACCACCCCGCAGUGAGAGCGCCCACAUCUCCUCUUCCUCCACCACCGGCACCAACCCUGGCGUCCCUAAGAUGGGUGUCCGGGCUCGUGUGGCUGAUUGGCCUCCACGGAAAGAUGGGGGAGGAGGGGGUGUUUGGCAUAUCACUGUCGAAACAGACUCACCCAGCUCUACCAACACCACCAGCUCUUCAGGAUCAGGAAGUGGAGAUAGAGAAAGACUUGGAGGUGGGGGAGGGGGAGGAGGAGGAGGAGGAGGUGGAGGAGGUGGUGGUGGUGGUGGUGGUGGUGGUGGAGGAGGAAGUGGUGGUAGUGGUGGCAGUGGGGGAGGUGGGGUGUCAGCCGUCACAGCCCACAGCAAUCUGUCAGCCAAGCUGGGCCACCUGAUAAGCCCACAGGACUCAUCCAUGCUGCGCAACAUCCACAACACACUAAAGAGCAAGAUGCAGAGCAAGGGAAAGGACAAUCGCUUCCUGUCGCCAGAUGGAUAUCUGGGUUCACCUCGCAAAGGCAUGAGGCGCAUUCGCCAGCGUAGCAACAGUGAUAUAACUAUCAGUGAGCUGGAUGGUGACGGCAAUGAGGGCUGGUCCUUCUCGGGAUGGACACCCAUGCACCGUGAGUACGGCAGCACUUCAUCCAUUGAUAAACAUGGUGUGUCGGGAGAGAGCUUUUUUGACAUGCUAAAGGGAUACCAAUCCCAUGAGGCCCCUGAUCAGCGAAGCCCAGCUCCAGAGAGGCUCACGGAACUACUUACCGUGGCUCCAAUAAAACAGGCAGCUUUGGACCUGCCAGACGGACCUUUAGGUCCAGCUAGAGGUAGUCCCGCCAGUCGACUGAAGGAACGAGAGAAGCACUUGAAGAGGAGGUCGAAGUCAGAGACAGGUGGAGAGUCAAUAUUUCGUAAGCUGCGCAGUGUGAAAGUGGAAGGGGACACUUCAAGGGCAGGCUCAGAUGCUGAAGAUGGAGGUAAGGGGGAUGAGAGUGGUCCAGCUCCCAAACCCUGGUUGUGCCAAAAAGGCUUUUCCCAUUUUGACGUCCAGUCUCUACUCUUUGACCUCAACGAGGUAAUCCACAGUCGUCAGUCUGGGUCCAAACGCAAGAACACCACUACUGGUGCCUCGGCUGCUGCUGCUGCCUCUGCUUCGGCCACAUCCUCCCUGUCCUCCAAUCAAAGCGGAGUGUAUGGGUCACCCUGUGGCUCACAAGAAGAACUGAGCAAGGAGGGAACAGGACACAGUACCAACCCUGCUUUGGACCCUGGUGAUGACAAAAGCAAUGACCUGGUGCUCAGUUGCCCGUGUUUCAGGAAUGAGAUUGGUGGAGAGUGUGAGAGGAACAUCUCUCCUGCUAAACAGCAGGGCAGCAUAGGCAGUGGGGGAAGCUCAAGCAAUUCUUCUGGUAGUACAGAGGAAGGUCCUUUGGAUUCCACCCUCACUACUCAUUUUACCAAUGCUGGUGUGGCUGUGUUGGAGGCGCCCAAGGAUGGGCCAAGCCAACAUGCAGACAGGUCCAAACGAUACAUUGUGGAGCACGUUGAUCUCGGCGCCUACUACUACCGAAAGUACUUCUACCUCAGAGAACACUGGAACUACUUAGGGGUAGAUGAGAACUUGGGCCCAGUGGCAGUGAGUCUGAGGAGGGAGAAGUUGGAUGAGCACAAGGAGCAUGGCCAGCAGUACAACUACAGGGUCAUCUUCAGGACGAGUGAGCUGAAUACCCUGAGGGGCGCCAUCCUGGAAGAUGCUGUACCCUCCACAUCCAAGCACGGUCUAGCUCGAGGUCUGCCCCUGAAAGAGGUGCUGGAGUACCUGGUUCCUGAGCUCAACGCCCACUGCCUGCGCCUGGCACUCAACACACCUAAAGUUACAGAGCAGCUGAUGAAGCUGGAUGAGCAAGGGUUGAGUUUCCAGCGGAAAGUGGGUGUGAUGUACUGUAUGGCAGGUCAGAGCAGUGAGGAGGAGAUGUACAACAACGAAUCAGCUGGUCAAGCGCUGGAGGAGUUCCUUCAUCUGCUGGGGGAGAGGGUUCGACUUAAAGGCUUCACCAAGUACAGGGCCCAGCUGGACACCAAGACUGACUCGACGGGUACCCACUCGUUGUACACCACUUACAAGGACUAUGAGAUCAUGUUCCAUGUAUCUACCAUGCUGCCCUACACACCCAACAAUAAGCAACAGCUACUCCGGAAGCGUCAUAUUGGGAAUGACAUCGUCACAAUUGUGUUCCAGGAACCUGGCGCUCUCCCCUUCACCCCCAAAAACAUUCGCUCUCACUUCCAGCACGUCUUUGUGAUCGUACGUGCUCAUAACCCGUGUUCUGAGAACAGCUCUUACAGUGUGGCGGUCACUCGUUCCAAAGACGUGCCCUCUUUUGGCCCCCUCAUCCCAGAAGGCGUGACCUUUCCCAAGUCCUCUGUGUUCCGGGACUUCCUGCUGGCCAAGGUCAUCAAUGCGGAGAACGCCGCCCACAAGUCGCACAAGUUCCGCGCCAUGGCCACCCGAACACACCAGGAGUAUCUGCGCGACCUGGCUGAGCGCCACACCACCAGCACUCCCAUCGACCCCUCAGGAAAGUUCCCUUUCAUCUCACUGGCUCACAAGAAAAAAGAGAAAAGUAGGCCGUACGGAGGGGCAGAGCUGCGCAGCCUGGGAGCUACAACCUGGCCGGUCCACGUUGAAGAUCAUGGGACCGGAGGGGAACUGGAAGCCCUUUUGGCCAUCUCCAAUGACUUUCUCAUCUUGUUGGACCAGGAGGCCAAGGCUGUGGUGUUCAACUGUGCCACUAAGGACGUGAUCGGCUGGACGCUGAGCAGCCCUGCAUCUUUGCGGAUUUUCUACGAACGUGGAGACAGUGUGUCUCUGAGAAGUAUCAGUAAUAACACUGAGGAUUUCAAGGAGGUUGUUAAACGUUUAGAGUUCCUGACCAAGGGUUGUGAGACAUCAGAGAUGACGCUUCGUCGAAACGGCCUUGGGCAACUCGGCUUCCACGUCAACUAUGAAGGCAUCGUGGCUGAGGUGGAGCCGUAUGGUUAUGCCUGGCAGGCAGGACUGAGACAGGGAAGCCGAUUGGUAGAAAUCUGCAAAGUUGCUGUUGCAACACUGACCCAUGAGCAGAUGAUUGAUCUCCUGCGAACCUCAGUGACAGUGCGUGUCGUCAUCAUCCCACCACAUGAUGACGCCACUCCACGCAGGGGCUGUUCAGAGCUCUAUCGGAUGCCCGUAUCAGAUUACAAGGGUAGCAGCAGCGAUAGUGGCUCCUUCGAGUACAAGUUCCCCUUCCGCAGUAACAACAACAAGUGGCAGAGGACGUCCAGCAGCCCUCAGCAAUCACUGACUGCCUCGCCACAGCCCCACACGCCCAACCGGGCUAUCAGCCUGGGUAGCUCAGUGGGGAAGACCCUGUCAGCUGAGCGGCUAGAGAGGGGCGCAGUCAUCCCACGCAGUGUCAGCAGCGAUGGCCGGCCCCUGGACACCAAAAGGAUGUCUCCAGGCAGUGAGAGCUAUAGCCUGGCCUCUUCCCUGGCGUUGGGUCGUUCCCCUCACAAUCGCAGCUCUCCCAGCAACCUGUCUUGUUCCAGUGACGCCUCCGGAAGCUCUGCUCACUGGAGACAGAAGUCCAUGCCUGAGCAGUUUGUAAGCAAUCGCCACUCGCCGAUGUCCGGGGAGAGACGAGAGGUGGUCGGAGAAGGCAGCUCCAGUGGGAAGUCCACUCCCAAUUGGUCAAGAAUGGAGGACGGGGGAAGUGGUGAGCGAGGGUCAACAGAGGCCCCAGUCUCCAAGUCUGGUCCAGGUUACUCAGGAGCUCCCCGCAUCCAGAGGCAGGAGCAGGUCAUCCACAUCUCACCGAAGAAGAGUAGCCAGUCUGACGGACCUUACUCCGGACACUCAAGUAGUAAUACUCUAUCCAGCACAGCUUCCAGCGGGGGCCACAGCGACAGCGAUAAAUGGUACGAAAUGGGAGCGGGUGGAGGCUCCAGUGGUGACCAGGGUGAAACUGAGCCCAAUGGCCUGGGAGGAGGUGGCUACCUCCAGGGGGCCUCGGCCGACAGCGGCAUUGACACAAGCUCUUAUGGAGCCUCUCACCACUCUCACCCCCAUUCUCAUCAUGGCAGUACCACCUCCCUAUUGGCUCCCAGUGGAGGCAGAGAGAGCAGGGAGCGGUCAGUGUCUCCAUGGCAUAGCCCCACCGAGGGAGGCCGCAGGAUGCUGGAGAGAUCACCUGCUGCCGCUGAGUCCCCUGGACCUCCAGGAGAAAGGAGUAUGGACGGAACAGGCCGGACCCCCCCUACUCAUCUCCUUGUUAGAGACAGCAGCACGUACAGUCUAAGUGAAGCUGGAUCGCACUCGAGCGCCAGGCAUUCAGGCCACAGCUCCCCAAGAGAGGAGUCCUCCUCUUCAGCCACCUCCCCUUCAUCCCAGUCUUCGGCAUCCCCUGGGCCCAAGAGCUUCUACCCCCGCCAGGGAGCUCAGUCCAAAUACCUGAUUGGCUGGAGGAAGCCCGGUUCCACCAUCAAUUCUGUCGACUUUGGAGACACACGCAAGAAGUCACCAGGAGAAGGAGGAGUGGAGGCUGCGCCAACCCCAGCAGCCAGGCCCUCCCUUCGUGACAUGCACUCGCCCCAGCCUCAUGCCAAAUCUACUAUAGAGGAAGAUGUGAAGAGACACAGCACCCCAGACAGCCCUCCACCACCACGCAGACAUAAGGAAAAGCACGGACAGAAAUCUCCAACAGGCCAGCCUCCCAGCCACCGUCGCUCCCUCCAUCGUACCCUGUCAGAUGAGAGUAUCUAUCGUGGCCAGCGUCUUCCUUGCUUGAGCGACACAGUGGCUGAACCGGCACUCGGCGCUGAUGUUCUCUUCAGCUGCUCCACCCUCCCACGCUCACCCACCACGCGUGGUGUUCCCCUCCGGCGACCCUCCUAUAAGCUGGGAGUCAAGCUCCACGGUGAUCUUUCGGCAUCUGACACAUCAUUGGUGGAUUUGGUCGAGCGUCAUCGUGGGCCCCUCCCUCCGGAGCUGAUGCCUCUUCCAUCUUCAGACAGGGACAACUUGGAGUGGACACACCUGGUGGACGUUGCUAAUACCUUUGAGACCGAAAGAAACACACAUUACGUCCAAAGAAGUUUUGUCUUUGGAGAUGCGAACCACCGAAGCAGUGGUGCCUCCAGUCCCCAGCAACCACACAUAGAGCUGCAGCCUGUUCCACUGUCACGGCCUUCAUCGAGUGAGGGUCACAUAGGGCUAGAGAGGAAGGUAACUAAGCUGGAGGCCAUGGUGAAGAUGCUCCAGGAGGAUCUGAAGAAGGAGCGUGAGGAGAAGGUAAGACUUCAGUCUCAGAUCAAGAGGCUGUGGGAGGACAACCAGAGGCUGCAGGAGGAGUCCCAAACCUCGGCUGCCAAGCUCAAGAAGUUUACCGAGUGGGUCUUCAACACCAUCGACAUGAACUGACCGGCACACUUUCAACUCGCACGCACACACACACAAGUACACACAGUCUGGAUGGAGAGGUGGGGGGAUCGACAAAGACUGACAUGUGAAAGGCUUGUUGUUGAACCCUCCGAACAUCUUCUAUUGGCUUCAGAUAUCGCGACCAGUCCCCGCAGACCCUUGGAUGAUCUUCUCAGGAUGAGACACAAGACUAUUGGGUGUCGUUUAUCAGAUUAUGAAGGACUGGCCUCUACUCUCCAACGGGACCAUGAGAGAUUUUCUGAAUCAGUCUUUCAGCCAAUAUAUUUUUUCGCAAAAAUUGCCAACAAAGAGGAAGCUCUUUCUGAAGAGAAGCUAGCUUUGCCCCUUCCCCCGCCUUUCGUCUUUUUAAGGACAAUGUUCCAUAGAUAUCUGGCCUUGAAUUUUGCCUCUAUAAUCUUAUUUUACAAAUACAUUCCUCCAAUGUUGCCCAGCUUCUCUGAAAGGUGCCAAAUCACAGCGACCACAGCAGAAGGUAGCAGAGACAUCCAUGUCUCUGAAAAUGCCACACAAAGUCAGAUAGGUACGCACACAAACACAGAAGGAAUCUGAAGCCACCACAACAUCGGACACAAGAGGGGGGUUCACAUUUCCUUCGCAUGUAAAUGGAGAGUGAAGAAAUUUAGUAUCUGCUUGCAGACGUGGAAGCAAGUCGAUCUGCAUCUGAACUGGAAGGAAACUUGGAUUUGUACAGUUUUUUUUGUUUGUUUGUUUUUGUUUUUUUUCCAUUUCUUCUCCUCUGUGUCACUCUGGAUCUGGAUUACAGCAUCCUGUCUCUACAGCACAAACCAACACCUGACAAAGGAGUAUAUUUAUAAGCCAUUGGCAUGUGGUGCCAUAAAACAUGACUGAUAAUCCAGAGUGCUUUGGUCCAUCCCAAUUGUAUGUGUCUUAAAAGCAAUAGGAAGAAGUCAGGAUGCCGGUCUCGCACCAAAAAAGGGAGAGAUUUUGCUCUGGAAAGACGUGGGAAAAACGCCAGUCCUCCGUCUGCUUCCAUCUGCUGUGAAAGCAGUGGACAUCUUGCUUUGGGAGAGGAGAAAGGGAGGACUCCGCUUACCAGUCCACUGUUGGGAACACAGAGCCAGCUGAUGAUAAAUGACAGACAUUUUUUCGGGAAGGGAAAAGUGAAGGUUAUUUUUCCCCCCAGGUUAAUUUAUUUCCUUGUAUUAUAAUUCCAAUAAAUAAGUUGUUCUAUUCGUACAGUACAACUGACAUCAGUGUUUAGUUCCUCAAGAAAAAGGUCACUAGCUAUAUUAUUUAAAUGGCUUUAUUUCUUAAUUCUGGCUAAAGCCUGACUAUAUGCUUUUUAUUCUGUAUUAUGUUGUAUUUUGUGGUGCCCGAGCCUGCUGUCGUGUUGCUUACAGUGCCCUCUAGUGGUGACCAGUGGAAAAUGUCAUGAUUAUUAAAUGUGCUGCCAGUCACUCUGUAUUUUUCCUCUUCAGCAAUCAGCCAGACAUCGACCGGGAGAGGCCACACAAAACGUAGAACACAGGAAGGAAAAUCACAAGCCAGCUCUGAGAGACAAUCAAAAGGUUGAUUUUAUUUUGAUAAAGGAAGCAGACUUUAGGUGUAUGUAUGUGGGUGAAUACGUGUGUUAACUUUGAACAUCUGUAGUUUUUCCUCAGGUUCAGUGUUUGUUGGGGAUGUGAGGAUCUUUUUGAGAAAGUAACCUGACAAAAAUUACCUGUCGUUAGAUUUAAAAACCCGCGAUGGGAAGGAGCUGCAGCACCAAGUGGCAGUGUGCGUGCGUGCGUGCGUGUGUGUGUGCGUGUGUGUGUGUGUGUGUUGUCGUUGUAUAAAUGUACAUCAGUCUAUCCAGCCGUGCCUACACUCGUCACUUAUUUUGGUCAUUUACUCCCAGGCAGAGCAGGGACGUGCCUUUGAAACAGCACCUGGGGGAACACAUGAAAGGGGAAAGGCUCUUCUUCAUCCUGAGACAUAGACACACACACACACACACACACACACACACACACACACACACACACACAUUCACCUUACACACAUAUGCUUAUUCAUACCCACAGUUGUGUUUGUGCUGGGAAAUCUGCUGCUUCGUCCUUUCUCUUUUGUCCAUAUGAAUACUUCUGCUUAACACAAUCAGGCUGGCCGGCCUCCAAAUGCAGGGACGAGAGUGUGUGAAGAGGUGCGUGAAGAUUUGUCUGUGUGUGCCUUUUGCAUUCAGUUUUAUGCAGUAUAUAUCUCUUAGUGCAGCUGGCCCCUCGUAAAAAAGUUGUUGGAAGAAAGAUUCACCCGAAUAUCAACGCUAAUCACGACACAAGCGGGAGCGACAAAGCCGACACGACUACAAGAGUAUCGGGAUCACAUCAGGUCGUUAGUACGUGGUGUAAGCCUUAAAUCCCCUGUCCUAUUGAUGAAGAAACACUCCCAGUUUUUGUAUCUCUUUAAGCAGAAUUUGCAUCUUAAAAAUGACACAAUUAAAUCCCUGCAGCGCACUGCACAAAACGGCACCCUGUCUGAAUGUAAAGAGGAUCUAAACGAGCCUAAAUAAAUGUGAUGUUUACUAUAUCUGACAUUCAGCUCUGCAGUCUUGCAGUGAGAUGAGUGGCCUCUUAACAUCAAAGAUGUACAGGUUUCGGUUCUGUUCUAAGAAUCUCGUCAGUCUGUAUGGAUGGUAACGGCACACAGUGAGCAGUCAGCUGAAGUGCUCUUCUUGGUGAGAUGAUUUGGUUUUGUUUUUUAACAGUUUAAAGGAGAAGUUCACCCAAAAAUGAAAAUGUAGUCGUUAUCUACUUAGUCAUCUUCAUGCAGGUAGAAAGUCAGGCAAGGUUUCCUCGUUCACAAAACAUUUCUGAUAUCACGAUAUUCAUGAUGACUAUGACACUAAAAAGUGUGAUAUUGAUAUUGUGUUAAUAUAGAUACAGUAAUAAUCUUGUGAGGAUGAUUGGUGUUGUGCAUCUUUUGAUUAUGAGUUGAUCUGGUUGCCUUUUCACUGGUAACUGAGUGCAAUUGUUUGUUUUUUUUAAUACACUUUUUGUAACAAGGUGAAGAGAGAGUCUGUAACUAUAAUUCUAAAACACUCAUUUUCAGGUGAAUUUAUUUCUUCUCUUCCAAUUUCUCCACAUGCACUUACACUUUUAGCCUAGCAACUAAAGUGAAGUUUUUGUGAAGACUUGGAUUGAUUAAAUGUUUUUAACAUUAACAUUUUCUAAAUUCCAUAUUUAAUUGAAAAGAUGUUAUUUUGCACUUUUAGGUUAGAAGCUGUGGUGAAGUUCGCAAUUUGGCUUCUAAGGCCUCCGUGCACUUGGAUUAAGCAGAUGAGCUUUAUGGAGCCAUUUUAAGUUUAGUUUUUCAGUUCAAGUUGUAUCCAUUGUUCAUGAGAAUGCUGCAAAUGCUGCAAAUGCUGCGAUGCUCCAGAAAUGACGUUUACGAAACUUUACUUGACUCUCCAUCAGCAUGAGAGUGAGCAGAUAAUGACACAAUUUUAACUUUUGGGUGAACUCAUCCUUUAAAAACUUGGCCAGUUGUAAAAAAAAAAAAAAAAAAAGCAGUCUAGUAUUCAUCCAAUAAUGUGAAGUCCGCAGAAUAUACACAAAAUACGAGUCAGAAAAUGUUCCACGAUCCAGGAAGUUUUGACUGUACAUUGUUUGUCGAUGCUUAAAUCAUGACUAAUGUUUUAUUGUACAUGGAAAGUGCUCUAGUUUUUUUGUAUUUCAAAUGAAGUAUGGCCAAAAUGACAAGCUGUGCAGUGCAGAUGUUUUUGCUCGCAUCUUUAAAAGAGUUGGAUAUUAGAUACAGUUAUCAACCUGAUUCACACACACACACACACACAGUCCAGAUACUCCAGUGUGAAUGUUGAGUUGUUUUACUGUGCAGAGAGUUUCUUUCUUUCCUCGGCUUUUGUUUUCUGGUGCUUUUCAGAAGGACAUGGGAAAUGUUCAGAUGUUCAAAUGUUCCAUUUUGUAAUAUCUUUUAUUUUUAAGAACCUUUGCACAGUGUUUUAUAAAAUAAUAAUAAAAAAAAAAGAUUGUGUUUACAGGUUUUCGGAUGAGAAGGGGAAAGGAGAUCCACUCCUGUGCAAUCUUGUCUAGAUGUUGCUCCGUAGUUUUCCUGCCAGUGCAGUUCCUGACAAACAGAGGAAGGUGCUCCACUUUAUUCGCUUCACCCCUCUUUUCCUUAAGCGUCACUGAUCAGACGAGAAGCGGGUGCAUGUUGUUUGUACUGCAGGGAUGUUGGUUUUCUAAGUCGAACACAGCGUGCUUGCGAGGUCAGUGAUUGCGGCGGGGCGGGAAGGCUUCACAAAGCUUACACAGCUGUGUUGGAAGAACAAACUGAACAGCGAAGCGAUCAGCUCUGACUGGAGAUAAAGCACACCGUUUCAAAUAGGACCAAGUUUUAACAGGAUUAAAGAUACUGUUUACAUCCCGGAUCCAUUGUCUUUGUAAAAUGUAAAGGUAUGAAAAAGACAUUUGCAGUGAUCACAGUAUUAAAGUUUCUGAAAUAAAUAAAUGCUGUAUCGACUUGU
Messenger RNA from Acanthopagrus latus (yellowfin seabream), 10884 nucleotides. RefSeq names its product signal-induced proliferation-associated 1 like 1 (gene sipa1l1). Gene Ontology annotation, molecular function: GTPase activator activity; protein binding. NCBI's taxonomy places the organism in Eukaryota, Metazoa, Chordata, Actinopteri, Spariformes, Sparidae. The coding region runs from base 831 to 6380 and encodes 1849 amino acids. The transcript has 27 exons. The record is from RefSeq and is a predicted model, not a curated record. Gene Ontology annotation, cellular component: cytoplasm. Gene Ontology annotation, biological process: activation of GTPase activity; regulation of small GTPase mediated signal transduction.